AUGGAAGAAAGAAAAGAAGGUGUUUCGGAUGACUUACAAAUACUUUUUAAAACCACAGCUACUAUUCCUAUUUCUACAAGUGAAUGUGAGCGCGAUUUCAGCUCAAUGAAUGAAAUUAUAACACCCCUCAGAUCUUCAUUAAAUAUUAGUACAGUCUCUGCACUUUUAUUUGUUAAUUGUGUUGAUCCUUCACUCACUGAUUUUCAUCCUGAAACAUAUGUACGCUCAUGGUUAGUCAAAGGUAGAAAUUCUGCUAAUGACACUGCUAAUCGCAAACGUAAAAAAAAAAUUGAAAAAUACUCAGCAUUAUGGAAACUAUUAUAA
Molecule: messenger RNA, 324 nt
Organism: Cinara cedri
Lineage: Eukaryota; Metazoa; Arthropoda; Insecta; Hemiptera; Aphididae
Source: the annotation of a GenBank genome assembly